Messenger RNA from Closterium sp. NIES-67, 4614 nucleotides. The record is from the annotation of a GenBank genome assembly. NCBI's taxonomy places the organism in Eukaryota, Viridiplantae, Streptophyta, Zygnematophyceae, Desmidiales, Closteriaceae.
CGCCUUGGAGAGCGAAAUAUCCACUCCCGACCAAAUUAUAUCAUCUUAUACCAUCACAUAACAUCACAUCUCAAAACAUCGAUCUCGCUCUCUCGCCCGUGACGCGUCCUUCAACCAAGCUUCUCCCCCUUUUUUUUUCGCGGGGAACCGCCGCUGACAGCCAGUCAAUCCGGCUUCGGACGAUUCUUCUGCGCAAGAUCCAACGUGAAUCUCCCUUCUACACGUCUUGGUUGCGUAGUGGGCGGCCUACCACACGUCUUGGCGGCGUAGCACGCGACCUAUCUGCCGAUGGUUCGCAUCACGGAGAUAAGCGCGGGUAACUCAGCGGCGUCUGAUGCGGCGCAACCACCACCAGCAACAGCAGCAGCAGCAGCAGCAGGGGCAGCAGCAGCGCCAACAGCAGGAUCUGUUCCUCUGGAGGCACGCCAUGGCGCAGGCCCGGGCUCCUCGGAUUUUUCCGGCGCAGAGCAAGAGGGCCCCGGGGGCGAGGGCGACAGAGUGAUUGGCCAGUACGGGCGAUGGGCGUCUGACGUGGACGACGACGAUGAUGACGAGGACGACGAGGAGGAGGAGAUGGAGGAGGAGGCGAGGUGCAUCGCGAGGCGGGAGUACAUGGAAGCCGCAGCCGCAGCCGCGGCGGGAGCAGCGGCGGCUGGAUCGGCAGCUGGAGCGGCAGGAGGAGGAGGGGCGGAAGGAGCGGGAUCGAUGAGUCGGACCGGGUUAUGCGGGGAGGAAGACGAGGAGGAAGAUGACGGGGAGGAGGAGGAAGAAGAAGAAGAAGAGCAGGAGGAGGAGGAGGAGGAUUGGGAUGAGCUGGGGGGGGACGAGGACCGGACCCGCGGAAGUGGCGGCGGCGCAAGAGGGGGGAGCGGCGGCGGAGGGGAGCUGAAUCUGCGCGCGUCGAUGGGGGUGGAGGAGGAGGCGCAGGACAUGGCGCGGUGGGUGGGGACAGACGACACACUCGAUAUGGAGGACGAGGAGGACGAUUUUGACCGUCUCGCGGAGGGCGAGCAUGUGGAUAGAGUGGGGCGGAUAUUCCAGCGGAUGGGAGCUGGGGACGAUCUGAGGGAGGCGUCAGAAGCCGCAGCACUGGAGGCUGCAGCUGCUGCUGCUGCUUCUGAUUCUGCCCUUGAAGCGCGGAGACUGGAGGAGGACUGGCGGCAGGCGCAGGGGUCAGGUGCUGCCGCUGUGGCUGCCGCAGCUGGCCUGGCUGAGCCCUCUUGGGCCGCGCACGAGCUCAGUGAAACAGCGUAUGAAGGCGCACCAGAGAAAGGAGAAGGGGCAAGAGCAGGGGCAGGAGCAGGGGCAGGAGCAGGGGCAGGAGCAGGGGCAGGCACGCAGGGAGUUGCAGAGAAGGAAGCGAAGGACGGAGCAGAUGCUGUGGGAGGGAAGCUGCAGGGCGUGGAGCCGACACCAGUGGCUGCAGUAACAUCUGAACCGGCAGGGCAGGGAGCGGCAGGGGAAGGUGUGGGGGGGUGGCGCGGAAGGGACAGCUGGAAUCAGGCGUUUGAUGACCUGUUCAAGGGGGGGAAGGGGGGUGCUGCGAGCAAGGAAACUGGUUGUGGUGGGGGCGGUGGUGGGGGCGGUGCUGGUGUUGGUGUUGUCAGCGAUUUCCGCUUGGGGGAGGGGGGUUGGGGUUCAGGGCUUUGGGGCAGUGCAGGGGGGAGGAAGGCGGGGCAGGAGGGGAGUGGGGGCGGGGGAGGGAGUGGAGGGAAGAGAGAUGGUGAGGGGAGUGGUGAGAGGAAGGGGGGCGGAGGGGAAAACAUAGGGAAAGGGGAUGAUGGGAGGAGAUGGUGGGAGAAGGAUUUGGAUGAUAUUGGUGAGAGAAAGGGUGGGGAGAGGGAGAAGGAGGGGGAGAAGGAGGGGGAGGGGGAAAAGAGUGGGGAGGAGGAAAGGGCGAGUGGAGGAGAGACGUUGAGUGACAUUGACAUGCGUGAGGAAGAGGCGGCCGCGGUUGCGGCUACCGUUGAUGCCGCUGCUAUUGCUGCUGCUCCUUCUACUCCUACCCUUGUUCCUGCUCCGGAUGCUUCUCCUGCUGCUGCUCCUGCUGCUGCUCCUGCUCCGGAAAGCAAGGAGAAAGGCAGGAUGGCGGAGGAAGGACGCAAGGAAGAGGACGAGAGGGAUGUGGGGAGGAGGGGAGGAGGAGAGUCGGGUUCAGAAGGGGUUGUGGAGGUGAGCGUGACAUGCCAAGAAGAAGAGGGAGGAGGAGGAGAGGGUGGAGGAGGAGGAAAAGGAGAAGAUGGAGUGGUCAAAGGCAAAGGAGAAGGCAAGGAGGGGGGUGAGAUUGGUGUGCAGGGGCAUGGGUUGGGGAUUGUGCCUGUUGAGAUGGUGGGAAUAGAGGGGGGCGAGCAGCAGGGAGGGCUAGAAGUGGAAUUUAAGGAGAAGCAAGGCGACGGUUGCGAUCGUGCUGCUGGUGUUGCUGCUGCUGCUGCUGCUACCGCUGCUGGUUCGUCUCCUGCUGUUGCUAUUGCUGGGAGUGCAUCUGGGUCCAAAGCCAUCAGUAACAGCAGUGGGGCAUUGAAGGGCAUACUGAAGCUAGGCAAGCGGUCAAGGGCAGAUGCAGAGACUGGAGCGGGUGAUAAGGAGGGGAAUGGCAACCGCAGGGGCGAGAAGCAGGGGCGAGAAGUGGGAGCCGCAGAAGCAGCGGAGGAGGGUGGUGGCACUGGCAGCUGGGAAACCAGCAGAAGGGCGGAAAGGGAUGCGGAUGGGGCGAAUGAGGGGCGCAGGCAGAGGCAGCGGAGGGUGCGGUUUGCGGAAGGUGUGGUCGGGGGGGAGGAGGACGAGAACGAGAGCCCCGUGGGGAGCCUGUUCCGCAUGGGGUGGCAGGGGAAGGGAGCGAGAGGUGUCCCAGGUUCAGGGCGGGGUGGGGGGGCGGGAGGGAGAGACGGGGGAGGUGCAUGGGGAGGCGGAGGAGGGGGAGGAGGAGGGGAUGGGGGAGGUUGGGGGAAGUGGGCAGGGGGGAGGAGUCAGCAGAAAAUGGGGCUGGGGCGGAGGUUGCUGGGGUUGAUAUGCGGGCAGAUGAGCCGGGCUAACGUCAGUGGGAGUGGGGGGGAGGGAGGACUGGGGGCAGGGGGUGAGGUCGGGGUGGGAGUGAGUGGGGGGAGAGGCGGGGAUGUGGGUGGGGGGGUUGAGCAACGUAGAGGGGUAGCUUUUGGUGCGGAUGGUGCAGGUGGCAAGGGAAGGAGUGAUACCAUGGAGGAUGGGCCUGAGAGUGGUAAUGGUUCAAAGGGUGCAAGAGCCGAGGAACCAGCUAGGGAAGGUAAGGCGGAUGCUAUGGAGAGUAUCCCGGUUGAAGAGGGGUCAAGAGGGGGAAAGCAAGGGGGGGGGGCCAAGGGGGUCGAUGGCAGUGGUGGUGAUGAAAUGAAGGAGGCGGGCACUGCAGGGGUGGAAGGGCAGGGAGGGGUUGGUGGGGAGGGGAUGGAAGGAGUGGGAAUGGAGGAAGGGGGAGUGGAUGGGGUGAGCAGCAGCAGCACAAGAGAAGCAGAGACCUCCGGCGCAGCUGGAAAAUCGGAGCUGACAAUCAGUGAGGGAGGCAGUGGAGGAGGGAUGGGCGCUAGUCGCGUGCCUGACCACGUGCAUAAUCCACACAAGUACACGGCCUAUGAGGUCGACUGGUGGGCUGGGGGGUGGGGGCAAGGGGGGCCUGCAGCUGAGGGGGAGAUGGGGGAGAUGUCAGAGUACAGAGCAGCGCUGCAGCAGGCAGUGGGGUUGAGAGGAGCAGGGGCAGGCAGACCCAAGGACUCUUCUGCUCGUAGCGAUAGCGGAGUGGGGGGUGAGAGAGGGGUCACGGGGAGUGGAGAGGCAGCAGCAGCAGCAGCAGCAGCAGCAGCAGCAGGAGAAGCAGCAGGAGCAGUGCUCAGGGCAGCAGCAGGAGCAGCAGCGGCAGCGGGAGCAGACGCGAGGUCUGAAGAUGAUUUAUCAAAGCGGGUGGUGUUUGUGGGGCGCAAAGAUAGAGGGGCUAGUACAGGCAGGGGGAAAAGGCAGGACAAACAUGAUGAGAUGGAGGUGGAGGGGGGAGGAGUCGCUGUGGGGGCUGCUGCUGCUGCUGGUGGUGGCUCUGGAGGUUCUGCUACUGCUGGUACCAGUGUAGGUACUGGUGAUGACACUGGUACCGCUGCUGGUACUGCUGCUGGUACUGCUACUGGUGGUGGUGGUGGGAUAGCCAGUCUACGUGGCAUAGCAGCAUCGGAUAUGCUGGAUGAUGCUGAUGCUGAUGCUGACCCCCCUUCAGUGCCCGAUGCUGAUGUCACUGCUGCUGCUGCUGCUGCUGCUACUGUAGAGGUAUCAACUGCAGCUUCUGCUUCAGCUAGUAUACACACCCAUGGUGCUGCUGCUGCUGGUCGACCAACCACAGGGACCAAAGGGGAAUUAGGGAAAGGGGAGUCAGGGACAGGGCCAACCAAGGGAUUGUUCAAGAUGGGCGGAGGGAAGUCGGGCAGGAAAAAAUUCCGCAGAGGUAGGGCACUGGAUGAAAUGGUGGAAGGUGCGCAAGAGGAUGCGUGAGGCAGACAUGCAAGAUGAGUAUGCCUGAGAUGCAUGCCUGUUGAGGGCUAGAUUAGGUGUGUUCCAUCCUGUUGCAUUCCCUGGCCCUAAGACAUUUUCCACACAAUUGAU